This is a messenger RNA of Cyprinus carpio (common carp), 5297 nucleotides long. RefSeq names its product ATP-binding cassette, sub-family C (CFTR/MRP), member 3. Gene Ontology annotation, biological process: transmembrane transport. NCBI's taxonomy places the organism in Eukaryota, Metazoa, Chordata, Actinopteri, Cypriniformes, Cyprinidae. Gene Ontology annotation, cellular component: membrane. Gene Ontology annotation, molecular function: ATP hydrolysis activity; ABC-type transporter activity; ATP binding. The transcript has 32 exons. The record is from RefSeq and is a predicted model, not a curated record.
UGAAUUGAUCUUGGUGUUCCCUCAGGACUCCAAUCUCACGAAGCACACAGACCUGCCGGAUCUCCCAGCAUGCUUUCAGCUGUCCGUCCUGCCAUGGAGCCCCUGCAUCUACCUGUGGCUCACGUCUCCUUUCUACAUCCUCUACCUCAAGAGGAACAACAGAGGCUACAUCAUGAUGUCUAUACUGAACAGAAUCAAAACGGUUCUCGGCUUGAUAUUGUGGAUCGUAUGCUGGACAGACCUGUUUUCUUCAUUUCACGAGAUGAGCCAGAAUCAGUCUAAACCCCCAAUAUAUUUCGUUACUCCUCUAAUAGUUGGCAUGACAAUGCUGUUAGCCACGUUCCUGAUCCAGUACGAGAGGCUGAAAGGAGUGCAGUCGUCCGGUGUGCUCUUCAUAUUUUGGACGAUCUCAGUGUUGUUUGCCAUCGUGCCUUUCCGCUCCAAAAUCAUGUAUCAGAACGGGGUCGAAGACAAGCUGCGGUUCACCACGUUCUACAUUUACUUCGGCCUCACCCUGAUUCAACUCAUCCUCUCAUGCUUCAAUGAAAAGCCUCCUCUCUUCUCCAGCGUGGUCACAGAUCCUAAUGCUUGUCCAGAAAUAACUGCUGGUUUCCUCUCCAAAAUGACCUUUUGGUGGUUUACUAGACAGAUUUUUGUUUGUGUUUUGAAUGAUUGUGAUAUUCCAACAUUAGUGUUGUUUUGGGAUGUUUAUGUCUGGUCGCUGAACAAGCAAGACAGUUCCGAGCUGGUGGUUCCCAAUCUGCUCAAUGAAUGGGAGGUGGAGAAAUCCAAAGCACAGAGUGAGCCGAGUGUGAAGGAGCAGGCCGCGUUUAGGAAGGCAGGCCCGGACGCUGAACCCAACCAUGUGAGCGUCAGUCCGGAGGAGGAGGAGGUUCUGCUGUCUAAGAGGAAGGAGGUGCGACAGCCUUCGUUCCUGCGGGCCCUUCUCAGGGCCUUCGGGCCCUACUUCCUCAUCGGCUCCGCUUUCAAACUGCUGCAGGAUCUCAUUACCUUCGUGAACCCUCAGCUGCUCAGGAUGUUGAUUGACUUCACCAAACAGUCCAAUGCCCCGCUGUGGUGGGGUUACUCGCUGGCGUUCAUGAUGUUCGGCACUUCCCUCUUACAGACCCUCAUCUUGCAUCAGCACUUUCAGUACUGCUUUGUCACGGGCAUGAGGCUGCGCUCGGGAAUCAUCGGAGCCAUUUACAGGAAGUCUCUAGUGAUCACGAACGAGGCCAAGCGCUCGUCGACGGUGGGUGAGGUGGUCAACCUGAUGUCUGUGGAUGCCCAGCGGUUCAUGGAUCUCACCACUUUCCUCAACAUGCUGUGGUCAGCGCCGCUGCAGAUCAUCCUGGCGCUCUUCUUCCUCUGGCAGAAUCUGGGUCCGUCGGUUCUGGCCGGUGUGGCCGUGAUGGUUCUGCUGAUCCCAUUCAACGCUUUCAUCGCCAUGAAGACCAGAACUUACCAGGUGGAGCAGAUGAAGCAUAAGGACGACCGCAUCAAGCUGAUGAACGAGAUUCUCAACGGUAUAAAGGUGCUGAAGCUCUAUGCCUGGGAAGUCUCCUUCAAGGAGAAGAUCCUGCAGAUCCGGCAGAAGGAGCUGAAUGUGCUGCGUAAGACGGCGUAUCUCAGCGCUCUCUCCACCAUGGCCUGGAUCAGCGCGCCCUUCCUGUUGUUUGUUUCAGGUUUUUUUGUGUACGUGGUUUUGUGUGUUAGUGAUUUUUUGUGUGGAGAGAAUGUUUGACGCAGAGAAUGUAAGUUCAACAUCUUGAGGUUCCCGCUGAACAUGCUUCCACAGGUCAUCAGCAGCAUCGUACAAGCCAGCGUGUCUCUGAAACGCAUCCAGGAUUUCCUGAGUCAUGAUGAGCUGGAUCCAGAGAGUGUGGACAGAAGAAAUAACGCUUCAGAAUACGCCGUGAGCGUCGUGAACGGGAAGUUCUCGUGGGCCAAACAAGACCAGGCCAUUCUUGACAACAUUAAUGUGAUGGUGCCGCAGGGCUCUCUGCUGGCGGUCGUGGGUCACGUGGGUUGUGGGAAGACGUCGCUGGUGUGUGCUCUGCUGGGAGAGAUGGAGAAGCUGGAGGGUCAGAUCUCUAUACGGGGAUCCGUGGCUUACGUACCGCAGCAGGCCUGGAUCCAGAACGCCACGCUCAGAGACAACAUCCUGUUCGGCAGACCGUACGUGGAGCAGAAGUACAGAUGUGUGCUGGAGGCCUGCGCUUUGACCCCUGACCUGGAAGUGCUUCCUGGAGGAGACCAGACUGAGAUCGGAGAGAAGGGCAUCAAUCUGUCCGGUGGUCAGCGGCAGAGAGUGAGUUUGGCCAGAGCGCUGUACAGUGAUGCAGACGUCUAUCUGCUGGACGAUCCUCUGUCUGCCGUCGACGCUCACGUCGCCAAACACAUCUUUGACAAAGUCAUCGGGCCUGAAGGAGCCCUCAAGGGAAAGACGCGGAUACUGGUGACCCACGGGAUCAGCUUCCUGCCGCAGGUGGACAACAUCCUGGUGAUGGUGGACGGACGCGUGUCAGAAAUGGGCUCCUACCAGGAUCUGCUCAAGCAGAAUGGAGCUUUUGCAGAGUUCCUUAGAAACUACUCUCUCGAGGAUAUCAUCGAAGAUGAUGAAGUCACCGUUUCAUUGGUUGAUGAUGACGAGGAGGAGGAGUUUCCUGAAGAUGCUCUCAGUAAUCACACAGAUAUGGUGGAUAACGAGCCUGUAGUCAAUGAGGCGCGCAGACAGUUCAUGAGGCAGAUGAGCAUCAUGUCUAAUGAUCUGGAGAACCCAAAGAAAAUGUCCCGCCGGCGGCGCUGCAGCGAGCGGAAGCACCCAGAGUCUCCGACCGAGAAGAAGGAGCUGAAGGUGGACAAACCUCAUCCAGGCUGGCACGCAGGCCAGUUCAUGAGGCAGAUGAGCAUCAUGUCUAAUGAUCUGGAGAACCCAAAGAAAAUGUCCCGCCGGCGGCGCUGCAGCGAGCGGAAGCACCCAGAGUCUCCGACCGAGAAGAAGGAGCUGAAGGUGGACAAACUCAUCCAGGCUGAGACGACUGAGACCGGACGGGUGAAGUUUAAGGUGUACUGGGAGUAUGCGAAGGCCGUGGGGCCGUUCCUGUCACUCUUCAUCUGUUUCCUGUACGGCUGCCAGAGCGCCUCCGCCAUCGGAGCAAACUUCUGGCUGAGCGAGUGGACGAACGACGCGCAGCACAACCGGACGCAGGACCAAGUGUCCAUGAGGGUGGGGGUGUACGCCGCGCUGGGCAUUUCACAAGGCGUCCUGGUUAUGUUUUCCUCCUUUACUCUGGCUCUGGGGAAAAUCCAGGCCGCACGCAAGCUGCAUCAGACCCUGCUGGACAACAAAUUUCACACGCCCCAGUCUUUCUUUGACACCACCCCCAUAGGCCGGAUCAUCAACCGCUUCUCCAAGGACAUUUACGUGAUCGAUGAGGUCCUCCCGUCCACCAUCCUCAUGUUCCUGGGCACCUUCUUUGCCUCUGUGUCCACCAUGAUUGUUAUCAUUUGCAGUACGCCCAUAUUCGCGCUGGUCAUUGGCCCUCUGGCUUUGAUUUACGUCUUUGUGCAGAGGUUUUAUGUAGCCACGUCUCGGCAGCUUAAGAGACUGGAGUCUGUCAGUAGGUCUCCUAUAUAUUCUCAUUUUUCGGAGACCAUCACAGGCACUAGCGUGAUCCGCGCCUACGGGCGCAACGCUGCCUUUGUUCUCAUGAGCGAUAUGAAAGUGGAUGAGAACCAAAAGAGUUACUACCCUGGUAUUGUUUCCAACAGGUGGUUGGGGGUUCGCAUCGAGUUCAUCGGCAAUUGCAUUGUGCUGUUUGCUGCUCUGUUUGCUGUGAUUGGGAAGGACAAACUCAGCCCCGGAUUGGUCGGUCUGUCCGUGUCAUAUGCUCUGCAGGUCACAAUGUCCCUAAACUGGAUGGUGAGGAUGACCUCUGACCUCGAGAGCAACAUAGUAGCAGUGGAGAGAGUGAAGGAGUAUUCCGAGACGCAGACUGAGGCUCCAUGGAUAGUGAAGGACAAGCAGCCUCCUCCAGACUGGCCUCCGAAGGGAGACGUGGAGUUCGUAGACUACAGCGUGAGGUAUCGCGAGGGACUGGACCUGGUGCUGAGGAACAUCUCGCUGAAGGUCAAAGGAGGAGAGAAGAUCGGUAUCGUCGGACGGACAGGUGCUGGAAAGUCCUCCAUGACUCUGUGUCUGUUCCGUCUGCUGGAGGCGGCGGAUGGAGAGAUCGUGAUCGACGAGGUGAAGAUCUCAGAGAUCGGCCUUCACGACCUCCGCUCCAAACUCACCAUCAUCCCUCAGGAGCCCGUCCUGUUCUCCGGGACUCUGCGGAUGAACCUCGAUCCCUUUGAGAAAUACAGUGAUGAAGAAGUGUGGAAAGUGCUGGAACUCUCUCAUCUGAAGAAGUUUGUGAGCAACCAGACGUCCAAGCUCGAGCUGGAGUGCUCCGAAGGAGGAGAAAACCUCAGUGUGGGUCAGAGGCAGCUGGUGUGUUUAGCGCGAGCUUUACUGAGGAAGACCAGGAUCCUGGUCCUGGAUGAAGCCACGGCUGCCGUCGAUCUGGAGACGGACGAUCUCAUCCAGUCCACCAUCCGCACACAGUUCGAGGACUGCACCGUUUUCACCAUCGCUCACAGACUCAACACCAUCAUGGACUACACCAGAGUGCUCGUUUUGGACAAGGGACAGAUCGCAGAGUUCGACACGCCGACUAACCUGAUCGCUCAGAAAGGAAUCUUCUAUGGGAUGGCUAAAGACGCGGGUCUGGCGUGAGCCGCUAUGCUGUAAACCGCAGUGCCUUCACACAGUAUCACACACACAAUGCCAGUGAAUGUAAUGUUGUUUUGUUUUUACUCAACAGCGAAAGCUACAUCUAGGAUCUUUUAUUGUUUUUACAUUAUUGUUGUUUUUUCUAUGACUACAGUGCCACUGUUACUGAAUGAGUCGUUUCAUGAUGAAGCAGUCUAUUUUUGUACUGUAUUAUUUAAGUCACUUUUUGAAGUUGUUCAAUAGGGAAGAUUUCUGUGUGAUUCCUUUUGUAAACCAAAUCUGUAAAAACUUGAAUUCUGUUAGCAGAAUUGGAGUAUUGUUGCAUUUAUUAAAAAAAAAAAGUAAUACUGUUUCUAUGUGUAUUUUGGAAAUUCUCUGUCCAAAAGCCGUUUUGAUUUUCAUUGCACUCAUAAACUUCCUUUUUGUAGUGACCUGACAUACAGCAGGAAAUUCUGCCACUCUUAUAUUUUAAUUUAUACAUUUUUUAGGGUAUUUACUUUAAGAAUUAAUUGUAACUUUU